This is a messenger RNA of Hypanus sabinus (Atlantic stingray), 4711 nucleotides long. RefSeq names its product beta-1,4-N-acetyl-galactosaminyl transferase 3b (gene b4galnt3b). Gene Ontology annotation, cellular component: Golgi cisterna membrane. NCBI's taxonomy places the organism in Eukaryota, Metazoa, Chordata, Chondrichthyes, Myliobatiformes, Dasyatidae. Gene Ontology annotation, molecular function: acetylgalactosaminyltransferase activity. The record is from RefSeq and is a predicted model, not a curated record. The coding region runs from base 57 to 3668 and encodes 1203 amino acids. The transcript is spliced from 22 exons.
AGACAACUUUAAGCAACAGAGUGAGCAUCAGAAAUAAUUGUUUCAGCCCUGAUUGAAUGCGUUACCCUGCGGAAAGGUUAAGGGGAAAGAUUCGGAAACACUUUAAGGUGCUGGUGUUCGUGGUGAUUCUCGGGCUGGGAGUUUGGACUGCUUACCUGGAGUUCGUAGCUUCGAGCGAGUGGAGCAGGAGCGGCGCCUUCAAUCCUUAUCGCGAAUUCAGUAACUGGAGGGAACAGUCUUAUAGACAAAGGAACAAAGUGCCUGGUGUUAAUCGAGACUUGGAGUACUAUAACCAAAGAAAGGGCGAUGAAGUAAAUGAGUUAGUGGGUCAAGCAAAUUUGCACGUGUUUGAAGAUUGGUGUGGCAGCUCUGUUGAUCAGCUCAGGAAAAAUGUUCACUUUCCCCUCUUCCCACAUACCCGGACUGUGGUCAAGAGGUUGGCAGUGGCACCAAGAUGGACCAACUACGGGCUCAGGAUAUUUGGCUAUAUCCAUCCCUAUGCAGAAAGUGAGUUUCAGUUUGCUGUGGCUUCUGAUGAUAACUCGGAGUUUUGGCUAAGUACAGAUGACAGCCCAUCAAAUGUCACACUAAUGGCUGGAGUUGGAAAGACUGGUAAAGAGUGGACGGCCCCAGGAGAAUUUGGAAAAUUUCGAAGUCAAAUUUCCAAGCCUGUACUGUUGUCAUCCUCCAGGAAAUAUUACUUUGAGAUACUCCAUAAGCAAAACAGCCAAGGAACAGAUCACGUAGAAGUUUCUUGGCGACUCCACAAUACUGGCCUUAAAUUCAACAUUAUUGAUUCUCAGUAUAUUUCACUUUAUAUCAAUGAGUCGUUAAUAAAACUAAAUGAGGUACGGCACAUUCCACAGUCUGCGGCAAGUUCUAAAAGGACCUACCGUUACUUACAUUCACAAGAUGAGCAUCCGGCAGAAAUGCUGAAGCACGACCCUCGUGACAGUUUUUUUCAUUUACCUCUAAUUGCUGAAUCCCACGUGCAACGAUUGCUGCCUGAUUGUGCCUACAAACCCAGCUAUGUAAUUAAAGGGUUCCCUCUGCACCGUUACCAAGGAUUACAGUUUGUUCAUCUGACUUAUGUCUACCCCAAUGAUUACACGAGGCUAACACACAUGGAAUCAGAAAACAAAUGCUUUUAUUUUGAAAAUAUCUAUUACUUGGAAAGAUUUGGAUUCUACAGAUACAUGAAAAUGGAUAUGCCACCACAAAAACCAAAUAUGGAAAAGCUCAGAAAUUCUCUUUGGAUGGGAGCCGGUGAUGGAAACCCAAAAGAGCAGAAGAGGCAGGAAAAGGAAGUACUGGAGCACAAUUUUGAAGAAGAGGAGGAAGAAUACUAUGAAGAUGAUGGUCAGUUCCUACAUCCAAUGAAUCCAAAAGCUGCACUUCAGGAGCAAAAUCAGAAGAAUAUUGAAGAAGUUGGCAGUCAAAAAGAACAGGCAGAUAGAGUCCAAGAGGCCAAACACAUCCCUAACAGAGUGAAUGCUGCUGAUGUAAAUGAUUAUGGAGAUGACUACGAUGAUUAUACUUUUAAGAGGAAAAGGAAGCUGUUCUUUGUCAUAGAAAAUAAAUCAACUAACGGUACCUUUGAAGAUAAUCCAGGUGUUGACCAUAGAACAGUUGAGGGUGUUCAGGCACCGCAAGGAGUGAAGCGCAAGAGAAAUUAUAUUUCUUCAGUUAAAGAAAACAUACAGAGCAUCCACUCUCCAAAUCAAAAAACAAACAGGACUUUCCAAAGUUUUUCAAAACAGAAAUAUGCUUCAUUGAAGGAUAAACUAGUAGAGCCUACUGUAAAAUCCUCUGAAAAACAGAAGCCUGAAGGCAACAGCCUUUCUGCCCCGCAGAUUUCUCAGGGAGAGAAGCUAGGUGUUAACCAGAAUAUUGAUGAACUUGAGUUUCAGGAGAGACAAGCUCAUGGGUUAAUGGAGAAGCAAAAAGAAACGGUCAUUCAAAAAGCAAAGAAAACUAUUUAUGACCAACAGCCACCUACAUUGUCAACACAAAAAGUGAACAAAAAUGUUGCUGCAUUUAUCAGUAAAAAGAGAAUUGAUUAUUUAAAGCAGAGAGAACUUCAGUUACCAUCCAAGCUGAAAGAGGAAGCAUUUGAUGCUGGCAAACAAAUCUCUAUUACAGAUAAAUCUGUCUUUGGUCAAAAUAGCAAAGUGAAUUAUCGUGCUCAGAAUCCAGGACCUUCAAUCAGUAUGGAUAUUCAAUCCAGAAAAGACAUAAAGUCAAUCAAACUUAAACGCCAGUAUGAAAAAGUUACAUCACUUAACCCUAAUGCUGAUAAGAAAUGGACAGAGGAAGAAUACGAUUAUGGAGAAAAGGGAAAUGAUGCAGUAAUCCAAAACUCACAAGUUAAAGUCAAAGAUAGUUUUAAAGACAUUAUAAACAGAAAUAGAAAAUGGAGUCACCAGGAUAUAUCAAUACAAGGAGAGGAGGAGGAGGAGGGUGGUGAUGAAGAUUUCCCAGAUGAUGUGAGCUUUUAUAAGCAAGUGUUUGACAAAGCUGUCAGUUGGGAUCAGACCUUCUCUGUCAACAAUAUGGACUUCCAUUCCUUAAGGUCUGACUGGAUUGAUCUCCGGUGUAAUGUGUCAGGAAAUUUGCUGAUGAAAGAGCAAGAGGCUGUAGAUGUAGUGAAAAUGUAUAUGAGGAAGCUAAAUGAAAAACAUAAAGGAAUAUAUUCACUUCAUAAAAUAGUCAACAUUGAGAAGCGCCUCGACAGUCUGCGUGGAAGUCGAUACCUUCUAGAGCUUGAGUUGUUACUGAAUCAAAAAACAGUUGUGCGACUAUCAGAGUACAUUUAUAACCUCAACGGGAACAGCUACCACAUGAACAGUGAUGAUGAACGCAGGAUGAAAAAUGUAUACCGGCAGGGAGGCCGAAAUUUCAGAGAAAAUCAAGAGAAGAUUUUUUUAUGUACCCCAAUUGGAUUCAGCUGGCAGCGCAAUGCUAUGGUACACUUCAUAGUUCCAGUCAAAAACCAAGCUCGAUGGGUACAGCAAUUUAUCUUUGAUAUGGAGGAGUUGUAUGCAGUCACUGGAGAUGAAUAUUUCGAUGUCAUCAUCACUGAUUACAGCAGCACAGACAUGGACGUUGAAAGAGCUUUGAAAAACAGCAUGUUGACCAGGUAUCGGUAUGUGAGACUUGAAGGAAAUUUUGAGCGUUCAGCUGGCCUGCAGUCGGGAGUAGAUUUAAUACGGGAUGACCACAGCAUUGUUUUCCUUUGUGAUCUGCAUAUAUACUUUCCCCCAAACAUAAUAGACAGCAUCAGAAAACAUUGUGUGGAGGGAAGGAUGGCUUUUGCCCCUAUUGUAGUAAGACUGAACUGUGGCUCUUCCCCACAAGAACCCGAUGGAUACUGGGAAGUGAAUGGCUUUGGCUUGCUUGGAAUCUACAAAUCAGAUCUUGACAAGAUUGGAGGGAUGAAUACAAAGGAAUUUCGAGACCGCUGGGGAGGAGAAGACUGGGAACUACUGGACAGGAUUUUCCAAGCUGGGUUGGAAGUGGAAAGAUUGUAUAUGAGAAACUUCUUCCAUUAUUACCACUCCAAACGUGGCAUGUGGAAUAGGAAACAAAUGAAGGCAGCUGCAAGACUAAGAAACACAAUAGAUCUAGGACGGAGGGGAGGAGGAACAUAUUUUCCUGAAGAGUGGUGAAGCUGUGGAAUUCUGUGCCCAAUGAAGCAGUGGAGGCUACCUCAAUUUCCAGCGGGGCAAGCUGACGUGAGAAAACAUUAUGGAUGUUUUCCUUUCUUUAGCAAAGAAAGAGAAUGUAACAGGGAGGUUCAGUAUAUAACUUUAUUUAUGUAAACGGCAAAUUAGAACUCAGCUUGAACACUGUAUAGUUCUAAUCCACACAUUACAGGACAGAUGUAAUUGUAAUGGUGAAGAUGCAGCGGCAAUUUAUCAGGAUAUUUCAAGGAGCAGAUUAUUUCACUAUUGGGCUAAUAUUGGACAACUGUUUUUUUCCCUUUUAAGCUGCGACGGGGAAGUGUGCAGGAUUGGGUUCUGACUGCAGAAGUAAAAGGCAAAACUUUCCCUGGAUGGAAAGGUCAAAAUCCAAGGAGCAGGGAUAAACCAUGACUGGUCGUGGUUCAGCGAGAGGAGGCAAAUAAUUUUAAAUAGACAAUGAUAGGGUGUAGAGGAUUAAAGUGGUGGAUUGGAAUCUGAACACAUUUUUAAAAUGUACUUGAAGAAUUGUGAUUUGCAGAGCUGUAGAGCUUAUGCUGGAAGGCGAGAUGAGACUGGUUAACACUUCUUUUUGAUCAGCACUCUCUUGGUUAAAUAGCCUCCUUUCAUGUUGUAAUUGUUCUACCAUGUCUUCAAAUCCUACCAUUGCCUUCUCAGAUGAUGGUAUGCAGUUGGUUUAAGGAUAUUCCUCCUAACAUAGUUCACAGGGGCAUCAAGGCUGAAUCACUGCUGCUCAGGUUGUGAUGAGCAGGGAAACAGACAUCUGCUGUCCUCUCUGUGUGAAAGUCCUGCUGCUCUCACCAUCGCCAUUUUAUUAAUACUCAGUCAACACACUGGCUAACCCUCCUGCUACUUAAUACCCAGGUAGUGCAGCCUGAAUCUGGGGCACUUAGGACUCUUUGUGGGUACUUACACAGUCCUCCACCAUGAGGGAAUAAUCACCAAGCAGUCUGGCUGCAGCCAUCUGAGGAGAACUAUGUAGAAGCAGUUAGGCAGAUAAAGCUUCUUGG